Molecule: messenger RNA, 16964 nt
Organism: Chelonia mydas (Green sea turtle)
Lineage: Eukaryota; Metazoa; Chordata; Testudines; Cheloniidae
Gene: CHST7
Product: carbohydrate sulfotransferase 7
Exons: 3
Coding region: 9851-11680 (609 amino acids)
Biological process (GO): N-acetylglucosamine metabolic process
Molecular function (GO): N-acetylglucosamine 6-O-sulfotransferase activity; chondroitin 6-sulfotransferase activity
Source: RefSeq, a predicted model, not a curated record
GAGGUGUCCCACAGUGCUCUGCUGUGACCGCUCUGGAGAGCACUUUCAACUCCACUGCACGUCAGCCAGGUACACAGGAAACAGCCGCUCCCCUGUUAAAGCCCCGGGAACUUUUGAAUUUUCAUUUCCUGUUUGAUCAGUGUGAAGAGCUCGCCAGCACAGCUGAUCACGGAGACUCAAGGCCACAAACCCGUUCCAGCGUGGAGCACACAGGAGGUGCUGGAUCUUAUGGCUGUGAAGAGUCUGUGCAGGCAGAGCUCUAAUCCAGCAGAAGAAACGCUGACAUCUAUGCCAAAAUUGCACAGGGGACGGGGGAGAAGAGCUACACCAGGGACACGCAGCAGUGCCAUGUGGAAAUAAAGGCCCUUUGGCAAGCUCCCAGAAGACAAGGGAGGCAAACAGUCAUUCUGGUUCUGCCCCACAGACAUGCUGCUUCUAUAAGGAGCUGCACGCUAUUCUCGGCGUCGACCCCACCACUAACCCAUAACGCUCCAUGGAGACCUCCCAGGAGCCCCAGGCAACCUCAAGCAACAAUGAGGAGGACAUUGUUGACGACGAGGAGGAGAAUGUGAGGCAGGCAAGCGGAGGAUCCAUUCUCCCCAACAGCCAAGAAUUGUUUUUAACCCUGGAGCCCGUCCCUUCACAGGACCAGUUGGCGGCAGAGCGUGAUGCUGGGGAAGGCACCUCUGCUGAAACCUUGUCCGUCGGCGUAUCCUUCGCACCGGGACAGAGACUUUCCCAGAUUAGAAGGCGGAAAAAAGAAGACUCAGGAGGACAUGUUCAAUGAGUUAACGCACGCCUCCAAGAGUGACAAGAUGGAGAUCAGAGCAUGGAGGAUCACACUGUUUGACAACCUGGACAUGGACAGGAGAGCAUGCAGGGAACACGAGCAUGCCACGCAGGAAGAGAUGCUGCGGAUUAUGAAGGAGCAAUCAGACCUGUUGAGGCAUCUGGUUGAGGUGGGCAUGGGGGAGAAGAGCUACACCAGGGACAUGCAUGCUGGAUGCUAGAGUCCCUCUGCAGCCUAUGCUGAACCUGCUACCAUCAAGUUCCACAUCCUCCUCCCCCAAAUGUCCUAUGGGGGUGGGGGGAGGGAAGUUCGGUAUCCCUUGCACUCAACACCAGGGGAGGGUACAAGGACCAGAAGGCGCCCACUCCCUGUCCUGCCAUUCAGAAAAUCAACAUUGCUGUGAGGGAAAUUACCUAAAAUGUUAUGUUUCAGAGUAGCAGCCAUGUUAAUCUGUAUUUGCAAAAAGAAAAGGAGUACUUGUGGCACCUUAGAGACUAACCAAUUUAUUUGAGCAUAAGCUUUUUUCAUGAGCUACAGCUCAAAGUGAGCUGUAGCUCACGAAAGCUUAUGCUCAAAUAAAUUUGUUCGUCUCUAAGGUGCCACAAGUACUCCUUUUCUUUUUGCUAAAAUGUUAUGUAAGUGUUUGAAACCUUGGAUCAGAGCCUGGAAAAGGUGUUGAUCCACAUUUAAUCAAACCAGUUAGAAAUAGAAACUUAUAUAAGACUUUAUAAAUAAGUAAUCUUAUUUCUUUGGUUAAAAAUAACCUUUGUAGAAUACAGUCCAUGGCUUUAAUGAAAGUGUCAGUUGUCCCUCAUUAUGAAAUGCAGCAUUUCUUUUAGAAGCAAAUUUCUCUUCAUCUCACACAAACCUAGUGUUAUCUUACUGUUUAUUCCUGUAAAUUGUUUCAUUAGACAUUCUGUGUCUACAAAAUGAGGUUCUACAAAACUCUAUAGGACCAAUAUGCAAACACAGGUGCAAUGAGUAAACCUGCAAAAUUUUCAUUUGUGCAUGUAAAUAGGGCUUUGUGCAUAAAAGCCUAGAUGAGUACAAGUGCAAAUAGACACUCAUUCAUAAAGUUAUGCUUAGUGCCUACAAACACUGUUUUUUGCUGGCACAACUGAUCUGUAUUCAUUUUUGUGGCCAUACCCAUUGCACAGUUUUUUUAACCCAUUGCAUGGUCUUUUGUUGUUCUGUGUAUGUUAAAGAAAAUAAUCCUGUAACAGAGUGGCCGGCCCUUUAAGGGGAUAUCGGUCUGAGCCCCACCUGUGAUUAGGGUUCCCACCUGGCUGGUUUUUGUAUUGCCUUAUUAGGUAAAAGUUUUAAUAUGCUGGGUUGUUUUUUCACUUGGGACAUGUUAGAGUGCUCUAUAAUUCUUACCUCUGUAGUCCGGACUGCAGUGCCGUGUUAGGAUACGGUAAGAAAAAUGACACAAUAACACAAAAAUACACAUAUUUGUGUGUGUUUGUGUAAAAUGGUUCUCUAAAAUUUUUUUAGUAAUAAUUAGCUGUAGGUGGCAUUACGACCCUUUUUGCUCCUGUGAGGAGAGGUAGCCAAUGGCCAAUUUUUCUGGGUCUUGGAAGUAGCAACCCUACCUGUGACCCAGUUAACUUACCUCACAAGGUAGGGAAAAUGGAUUGUGUAACCCAAUCAGGCCUUGGGGAUAAAUAAGAGAUAGGCCUAGGUAGUGGGAAAGGGAAGGAAAGACUGCAGAAAAGCCAGCUAGCUAGUCUGCCCUGGGAGUUGCUUCCCACUUGAGAGCUGGGAGCACCCCAAAGGAGCCCAGGAGGGGCUGAAAAGAGCCCAGAAAGAGCUGAAAGCUGAAAAGCUCUGGGAAAGAGGGACGGUGGAGCCAAAGGGUCCGUAGUUGAUAAAAGACUGGAAAAAAAAAGAUCCCACAAAAGGGACUUAUUGUAAGGAUUCUGAUUUUAGAGUCCGUUAUUGCAAAGAUCCUGAGAGGGAACUGAGGGCAGGGUACUUGAAAGGCCAUCCCACACCACAAGGGGGUACUCUGGAGUCACUCUGAUAUUUCAAAUGUUACAAAUCCCAAGUCAUUUCAAAAUAUAUUCUUCCAUUUUUGCUGAGUUCCUUGUUUAAACUUUGUAAUGUGUGAUGAAAUCCAUAUAGCAGAUUGAGAGCAAUGGAUGAGGCAAAUUGUGUCAGUAGGUGAACAAACUAAGGCUUUCAGCACAGGUAGGGGUAGAAGAUUAAGAUGAAUUGUGCCAAUGUUCCAGAGGUGGUAAUAGGGAAAUGUGCGAGCACAGAUUAAGUAUCAAGAAGGAUUGAAGAUUUUUAGCCUUGAGAGAAAAGCUAAAGUCUGAGUUAAGACUAAAAAUGGAGGUGGAGUCUGGGCAUCUGAGAUUACUUUUUACCAAGAAGGAGGAUAUGAGUAUUUAAGUACAAAUGAAAACAGGACUCACUGCAUAUUAUAAUCUGUUUUUUUGCUUGGCUGAGCAGUAAAUGGUGGUUCCUUUUUAGGCUUUAAUUUGCAGAGUUCCAAAAGCAUAGUGUUAUUUUUAAUCAGCUUCUUUAAUUUAGUAAGAGUCUUGUGACAAUGGAAGGAAACAGAAAAAGAUGGUUCCUGCUGAUAAAAUUAAUUUCUUUGACCCAUCAAGCAUUUUAAUGUCAAGGUAGCUGCUCAUAGCUAGAGCUGCGAGAUCUUGAAAGCCAUCUCUGGCGAGGAAAUAUUAUUUUGUUCACAAACUCUGAGAUCUAGGGAGAGCUUAAAAUAUUGGCUGUUAGUUUAAAAUAUGCCUGUUCCUAUCUUAAGAGACUGAUACAUCACUGAGGUGUUAAGGAAUGAGUUGAUACAUUCUAAAGUGAAAAUCUUAUGUACUUUGAGCUAGAUUUAUUCCUGGGAUACCGCCACUAAUUUCAGAGUUACACCGGGCAAGAAUUUGAUCCACUGAGCCAAAUCCUGACUCCAUAAUUGGCCUGCCUCCUGUGUCAAUCAGGCUGACUUGGAGUGUUAGCCUCUGUCCAUUGGCCCUGGGAACUGUCCGUUUCAGGGACUUGAUUUCUCAUUGGUCCUUCUCCUUUCUUUCAGUACUGGGAGAGUGCCAACCAAAAAUCCCUACUAAAUUUCAGUAAGGGGAUAACAAUCCCCUUACAAUAAGCUAAGACUCUAUAGGCUUCAUGGCAUGUUACUUAUUCACAGUGCAUCAUUUACAGAUUUCAAAAUUGUUUUUAAAAAUUGCAUGUAUUAGGGCAGCAUGAAUGUAUUUCUGGCCACGCAUAUAUCUGAGAUUUUGAAGAUCUCAUUAACCACUGCCUUCCUUUGGCCUGAAUCUGCUGCUGAAUACGCAUGUAAGUAUGAAACCUGUUUAACAGACAGGAUGUUUGAGGGGUGCGCCUUCUAAAACACAUUUAGUUUGAGUUAACCAAUUCUUUUUAAUCACACAGUGUCCUUUGUGUCAGUGACAGCAGACAAGACACUAAAGAGUGAUAAAAGAGACAACUAAUACUAUUGAAACCUCUGAUGAGGGAAAUACGAAUGAUCCUGAGAUCCACAACAUUGUGCCAACAUGUGCCUGUGUUCUUCUCAACUAUUAUGCAAAUGGUUAGAGAAGAAGGGAAAAUUAUCAGUUUAAACAGAUAAUACCCAGUAAGCCAAUGCUUUGUUAGACAAAAACAGACAGUCUCUUUGGUAACAAACUUGGAAACAAGAAUAGAAAUACUGCUAUGUUAAACUAUGAAGAACAUGUUCUUAAAAUAAUGCUGCUUUACCACUGCAUAACUCUUUUUUUCCCCUAAAUUUAUUUUGUCACUGAAAACCAUUACAAGCCAGAUCAAUGCAAACACUCAGGUUGUUUAGCAUAUCAGUGAGGAGAAAUCUCACUGGAAUUUUUGUAUAUUGAAUUCUUAUGCCCUUGGAGUUAAGUGUAGAGGAUCAUCUUGCAUCUGUGGAUGUCUCUAUGAUUUCUGGAAAUUGUUGUUUUGUUCUGUGUCUAACACAAUAGGGUCCUGUUUCAUGGUUAGGGCUCCUAGUGAUACCGUAAUACAAAUAAUAAUAAUAAAAAGGCUGAUGAGCAAAAUCACCCCUAUCUCUCUGCUAUUAGGGUUCAAGGCAGAGAGUGAAUCAGUACGAUAAGGAAAAAAAAAGAGCUUUCUACUGAAAAGCUAAAGCUGUUCCCCUUUCCCUACAAUACUAGACCAGUAAUCAAGGCCAAGUGACAAGAUCUGAUAUUUCAAAUGAUCCUCUGUGAAGGCUGGAACUAAAAUAUUUCCAUUACACCCAAACUACCUGAUAAUACAUAAAACUAAGACUGGUCUACACUGGGGGGAAGGAUCAACCUAAGAUAUGCAACUUCAGUAUACAAGAAUAGCGUAGCUGAAGUCGACGUAUCUUAGGUUGACUUACCUUGUGUUCUCAUGGCGCGGGGUCAACUGCCGCCACUCCCCCAUCAACUCUGCUUCUGCCUCUUGCCGCGGUGGAGUACAGGAGAGCAGAGCAAUUGGAGAUCGAUUUAUCGUGUCUACACUAGAUGUGAUAAGUCGAUCCCCAAUAGAUCAAUCACUACCUGCCGAGACGUAAGUGAUGCCUAUUCCAAGACUUGUCCUUUCCAGGGAAACCGCAAAGUAAAAAUCAAAAGGACACUGCAGGCUAGUUUUGCAUCGGUAGAACCGUUCACAUGGAGAGGCUAUACAAAACUGGUCUGUUGGGGUAGUUAUUCUGAAAACUUCUUGUACUUUACUCCUGGGGGAAUUCUGCACUACUGCACAUGUGCAGAAUUUAUGUCCCUGGCAAAUUUCUUUGCUUCCUUGCAGAAAAAUUACUUUCUGACGGGGAAGCAAAGGGAAGCCAAAAAAGCGGUCAUGCAACCCUCCCCAGCAGUAUGUUUCGGGUGCCCAAGGCAGCCACCAGAGAGGUAAAUCACUGUGGGGCAACGGGCGGGAUUGGGGAAGACCCGGCUGGUGGCUCCUACCCUAUGCCAAGCUCAGCUGCUACUCUUGGCUGGGCGGGGAAGGAUGGGACUUCCUCUGCCCCUGCACAGCACCUGGGGCUGAGUCAUACCCACUCCCCAGCUGCAGCUAUGCAAACUCCCCCCUCCCGCUGCUUCCUGCACCCAUUGCUCCUCAGCUGCAGGGGAAGGGAUCCCUUGUACAGGGAGCUGCUCCCCCAUCCACCCAAGCCCUGUGCAUCCAGACCCCCUCAUACCAGACCCUCCCACUGAGCCUCACCCCCAUUGAGCCCCACUCCCCCAGCAUCUGUAAGAAGCCCCUGUGCAUCCAAAUCCCCCCUGCACUUGGCUCCCCCACUGAGCUGCCCGCACCCAGAUUGCCCCACACAGAACCCUAUCAACCCAUACCUGCAUCCCCCCACGCUUGGAUCUUGUCUUGCUGAGCCUGCCUGCCCGCCCACACCUGACAUGGAGGGGCAGGGCCUUGGGUGUUUCUGUGGCAGGCCUUGUCCUUGUGCUGCAUCAGGGUUGGGUGCAGCCUCACUGCUAAGUCCAUGUCCCGGGGGCGGGAGCUGCACAGUGAUCUCCCACCUCUGUGCGGCCAGUGGCCUGUGCUCCCCAAUGCCAUGCUGGAGCAUCCACAUUUAUUUGACAAAUAAAAUUUGUAGAAUUUUAAAAUAUUGUGCACAGAAUUUUUAAUUUUUUGGCACAGAAUGCCCUGAGGAGUAGUACUUUUACAUAUUACAUGUGGGGAAAAAAAUACCAUAUGGUAAAGUAAUUUGUGUGUCUUAUUGUUUCUUGAAAUAAUUGCCAUAGGAGCUUAUAGCUUUUAUUAUCUGAUACAUUUUCUGUAUAAGGUAUACAUAUUUUUAUUUCUAUAGUUUCCAAUUUAGUUUGGUAGGCCUUAUUUUGUAAAAUGUUUCCAUUCUCUUUAGGCUGGCUUUUAUUUUGUGUACAUAGAUGGCUAUCCAGCAUCCUUUUGCCAUUUUGUAUAGGUUGAUAGUCUUCAUACACAGCUCUCCAACUAUGAUGCUUGUUAUAGAAACCAAUCAAAUGCUAAAUGUUUUCAGCUACAUGUGUAGUAUGUUCAGAUCUCAUCUGUCUAAACUGUGUGGAUAGCUCUUACAGCUCUGCUCACUCUGUCAACACUGGUAUUUGUCUUAGUGGAAUGUAAACCCUGCAACCUGGUAUUUACCUGGUCAUGUUUAUAUUUCUCUGAAUCACCUCUUGAGAUGUCAAGCUUACUAAAUCCUGUUUAAUAGGAUUCUUUUGCACAUUCAUAUCACAGAGGACAGUUAACCCACAGAUGUCACUUCGGCAUGCCAGAUGGGCUUACAUACUGUGUCCUCACUCUAUGGUUCAGUAGUUCCAGCAGGUCUGUAUUAUAGUUAUCACUCCCUCAUACUACUUUUUUUAAAAUUUGUAGGUUAUUGUAAUCUAGGGUGAAAUCCUGGUCACACUGAAAUCAAUGGCAAAAAACUCACAUUGAUUUCAUUUGGGCCAGGAUUUUACCCAUAGGGUUUAUUAAACUCAGCAAUAAUAACAAAUAAAAACAGCGGAAUGCACGUAGCCAACGGACUCCCUCUUGAACGCUGCCUCCCCCCCCAAUCUUGUUUAGUGGUCUGCGAAGUCUUGUUUGCAGCAAUCCUGUCACUCAACACUCCUUAGAAGUGUAAGAUGUUACCACUUUAACACUUUCCUGAUACAGGUCAGGGGAAGGCUGCUGGGGACCAGACUUCUGUCUCACUGAUAGAACAAAAGCAUGUGUUGUUUGUUUUGACUCCACUUCUUAAUAGUUUUGUUAAUCACAUAUUAUACACACACACACACAAAGUGUAAUAAUUUUGUUUAAUGUAAUUCCUGCAGAAGCAGACAGAAUACUUCAUAGCAGAUUACAGUUUAUAUAUAAAGUUGUUUAUAAUAUCUAUAUAAUGGGUCAAACUCUGCUGUCAGUAUAUGGGUGUAAUAUUGCUGACUGCAGAGGUGAUAAAUGUGUAUCACACGGUAGAAUCUGAUGCAAUAUCUGCUAAGUGUUAAGACAGUCAGGAAGAGAGGAACAAUAACUACAUUUCAGAGACCAGGAUACAUGAAGAAACAGACUCAAUUAGUCAAAUGAGUUUGUUUUAUUAGAGAGAGAAGAGAUGGACCAUGAGAAAGGGAAUUGAAGUGUCAAGGUGUCAAUUAGCCAGAGGGGGACUAUACCAGAUGGUGGUAGGCAGCUUUGGAAGAUCUACCAUGCUUUAUGGGGAGGUGUCAACAAGGGACAAAUAUUAGGGUAUUUGAUGGUGGCAGGGAAUGAGCUCAAGGACAGAAAAUAUAAGGUUCAUCAAUUUUAAAAUGGUAGCUGCAACUAUCAACAAACACAGAAUAAUUGUAAACAUUGUAUCCCACAUUAUUCAUUAAUUUGUUAAUUAGUACCUCAUUAAUUUAAUGGUAUAAUCCAUUUUUAUUAACUAGUGUGUUAUGCAUCCAUUUUCAACUGCUGAUGAAGUAGGAGAAAUUACCUGUCAUAGCACCGAAAUGUAAUCAGAGUAAAGCUAAGGUUUCAGGUUGUAAAUGUUCUUUGUUACAGCAGCCACAAAAUGAAUUUAUCACUUCAAGUGCCUUUUGAUCUUGCCUCUGUGAAUAAACGGAAAUUCUUGAAAAAUGGUUCAUUUAAUAAAAUGUAGCAACCACACUCCUCAAAAAUAAGCCCCUAAUCCUGCAAAACUGUUCCAUGGAGGUAGACCCCUCUGUUCAUAUUGAAUCACAUUGACUUCAGUAAAGGUCUGCCGGUACAGAAGAGGUUUCAUGAUCAGGGCCUAAAUGAAAUGAACAGCUGGAUUUUGGACAACCUGAGUUAUGGAGAGUUAACAUUAGAGAGAUCAUAACAGAAGUAAUUGCAGGAAGGAAGAAAGGAGAAGACCUUUAUACAAAUGUUUCAAAUGAGUAGUCAAUCUCCAGGGCAAAAGUUAGUCCUUGUAGAAGUGACACAAAUUGUUUUCCCAUAUAAAUUCAUUUGAUAGGUGUUUUUUUUUCCAGCAGGGGUGGAGUGCCCUCUUUUCUCUCCCCAGUCCAAAUCCAAUAAGGUUAAUGGAUGUGAAUCAAAGCACAACAUUCAUUUCUCACUUGGGCCCAGAUCCUGCACUGGAAUCUGCUAGUGCAGAAUCUUUACCUCUGCAAUCAGGACCAUGGUCUUGACACCAACAGUUCAUGUCAAACUAUCCUUAAGUGAAAAAUUUUGGAACUGCAAUAAUGGUAGCAAAUUUUUUCUCUACGAUUUAACACCCACCCCCCCAGUACCAAAUCUGAAAUAUUUUUGCAGUCUUUUGGAGAUAUUCUUACCUGCUGUGCAUCCAGUGCUACUUCCUAAAAAUAAAACUAAAUCCCUUUACAAUUUGAAGGGGGGCGAGGGGUUCCUGACCUUCUACUAAGGUUUAGAAGGUCUCCGGAGUGGGCAGCACAAGAGCAACAUUACUAGAGAUCAAUAUGCCCUUCCUGUUCCUAGGACCACAUGCCUACCCAUUGCCUCUUCAGUCUCAUCUCUUUGAUUGCUGUUCCUGGGAUAAACGUUCCCUUUCAGGGCCUAAGGGAGGCAAGUGAGCUCCCCCCAGUGUAGCAUAUGAAACAAGUUCAACAAGCUCGAAAAAGAUGUUUCUCCUCUAUUAGGAUAUAAUCAUGUAGCUGUUUAUUUGUAACAAUAAUUAUUCAAUUUUCAGAUAGAAAUAAUAUUUCAAAUACCUGCCCCCCCGUCCCCAACCUUCUUCUGUACAUCCUAUGUAGAGGAUUGUGUGAGCUAGAAAGCUUGUCUCAGGAUUGGAACUUUCCCCAAGUUUGCAGUAGGUUUGGAUCUGAGGUUCCAGAUUAGGCCCAUCACUACUCUAAGGGUAUCAAUUUUGUAUCAGAAAAAGGGUUUGCAUCCCAUUUUUGUGAAGGUUUUAAAUCAACCCUGCACCUUUCUGCAGAACCCAUGGGCCUUCCAAAAUCAUUUCUGGUGAGUGCGUGAGUCCUCUCUCUCGGUUCAUUGAUAGAGCCUCACCCCUCUCACUAGUAAAAAGGCCACCAAUGCUCUCUCUCUACUGGGUAGAGCUGCAGAAGAAGGGGCAGGUUCAGUGUCAUUGGCACAAUUUGUAUAGCGGUGGUGCUGAAAGUCACUGAACAAAAUUAUAAACCCUCCCUGCAGAUGAGUGAAACCACUUCAAGACAGCACCCCUGGGCUGGUUCUAGAAAGAGGCCAGUGAAGGCUGCAGUCUCUGAGCCCCAGAUAGGUAGGAAGAGGCGGCUCCUCAGCCAGCAGGGGCAGUUGUCGGUCUGUGGGGAGCUUCAACAGCUGGCUAUGGGGAAGGAAGGCGGGGGCAGCGGCCUCUUUGCUGUUCUAGCCGCGGAGUCUCCGGCACGUGGGCGUGUCUUUCCAGACGGGGCGGGACCCACGGAGCCACCACCCCGCCGCCCUCCUCCAAGUUUGUGCGCUUUCCAACGGGCAGGACUCUGCCUACUGCGGCGGCGGCGGCUCAGCCAGAGCCCGAGCGCAGGGCGGACGGGGGCGGCGGCUGCCUGCAGUCGCCGCUGCCCGGCAGCAGAGCGCGGCGGGGCCAUGAAGGGGCGGCGGUGGCGCGGGCAGUACCGCCGCCUCGCCCUGCUGCUGGUGCUCUACACGCUGCUGCUGCUGCUCCUGGUGCCCUACGUGCAGGACUACGGGGCCAGGCGGGGGCGAGGGGCGGGCGAGGCGCCGCUGCAGCCCCGCUGCCCGAGCCUGCAGGACGCGCUGGGCGAGUGGGGCUGGGAGGAGGAGGAGGAGGAGGGCGAGGAGGAGCAGACGCCGCCGCCGCCGGAGGGCAAGGGGGCGACGGCUGACGGGGGCGAGGCCGGCGGCGGCGGCGGGAAGCGGCACAUCUACCUGCACGCCACCUGGCGCACGGGCUCCUCCUUCCUGGGGGAGCUCUUCAACCAGCACCCGGACGUCUUCUACCUGUACGAGCCCAUGUGGCACCUGUGGCAGGCCCUGUACCCGGCGGACGCGCUCAGCCUGCAGGGCGCCCUGCGCGACAUGCUCCGCUCGCUCUUCCGCUGCGACUUCUCCGUGCUGCGCCUCUACGCCGCCCCGCCCGCGCCCCGGGACCCGCCGGCCCUGGGCGGCGGCCGCAGCAACCUCACCACGGCCGGGCUCUUCGGCUGGCGGACGAACAAGGUGAUCUGCUCGGCCCCGCUCUGCCCGGCCGCGCCCCGGCCGCGACACGAGAUCGGCCUGAUCGACGGCGCCGCCUGCGAGCGGAGCUGCCCGCCGCGCGGGCUGCGGGAGCUGGAGGCCGAGUGCCGCAAGUACCCGGUGGUGGUGAUCAAGGACGUGCGGCUGCUGGAGCUGGGCGCGCUGCUGCCGCUGCUGCGGGAGCCCGGCCUCAACCUGCGGGUCAUCCAGCUCUUCCGCGACCCCCGCGCCGUGCACAACUCCCGCCUCAAGGCCAAGCAGGCGCUGCUGCGGGAGAGCAUCCAGGUGCUGCGGAGCCGGCAGCGCGCCGAGCCCCGGGGGCUCCCCCGCCGGCAGCGCCUGCCCGCGGCCGCGCUGGGCGGCGGGAUGCGGGCGCAGCAGCACCGGGCCGAGUUCUUCCUGAGCGGCGCGCUGGAGGUGAUCUGCCAGGCCUGGCUCCGCGACCUGCUCUCCUCCCGCCGCGCCCCGGCCUGGCUGCGCCGCCGCUACACCCAGCUGCGCUACGAGGACCUGGUGCUGGAGCCCCGCGCCCAGCUGCGCCGCCUGCUGCGCUUCGCCGGCCUGCCCGUGCCGCCCGCCAUGGAGAGCUUCGUGCUCAACAUGACCCGCGGCGCCGCCUACUCCUCCGACCGGCCCUUCCUCAUCUCCGCCCGGGACGCGCGGGAGGCCAUCCACGCCUGGCGGGAGCGGCUCAGCCGGGAGCAGGUGCGCCAGGUGGAGGCCGCCUGCGGCGAAGCUAUGAGCCUCUUGUCCUACCCGCCCAGCGCCGAGCCCGGCGGCGGAGCCCGGGAGGGGGGCAGCAGGUAGCGGCCGCCUCCUGGACGGGACAUGCAGCUUGAAUUGCAGACAUUGGAAGGAUGCGUUACUGUACAGCCAAGGACUGUGAAGAAAAAUUCAUCCCUGAAGAGAUUACAUUCCACAUCCUUUCAGAACUUCAGUUAAUGCUAACAACUGUACAGUUUUGCAUAGCAGAACAAAUUUUAAUCAUCUAAAACAGGUGGAAACAAUGACUUCAUUUCCAGUAAGGAUAUGACAGUGCAAUAUGGACAACUAUGAACCUCCAAUAUGGAGUGGUUUAUUUUACAGUUUGAAGCUGCCAGUCUGUGGUCAGUUGUAGGUGCUUUUUCUGGCAACAAGGAGACUUACAUUUUUAAAGUUACUGACAGUACUUGGACAAAUCAUCUACCAUUGCAAAAACUCAGUAUUUGUAAGCGUAGUAUUGUACACUCCAGAUUCGUAGCACAACUUUCACAGAUCUAAAUGGUGAAGUUUUUUUUAAGUGCUCUGCUUCCCCACCCUGUAACGGGGAAUUUUAUCUUAAUACCAGGACUGUGUUUUUAGAGUUCUGAAUACAGUAAAUUAUAUAGUAAGUUGUGAAUUUGAUUAUACAAACUCUCCCUUGGGGGGGGGAAAAACAGUUGAAGUGCUGCUUCCAUUUCUACUGCAUUGUGACCGAAUCCACAGAAAGCACAGUCACAUCGCACCAUACUCUUACAAGAAAAUGCACAAACCUCUGUUUGUUUAGGAGGGAAAAAAGUUCAGGGCUGAUAACUGGUGUCAGUUGGCAUAGCUGAGGUUCUGACCCUUGUGUUAAGCUCUUACUGAAAUGCCAAGCUAAAAUCCACUUCAAGUUUGCCUAUAACUCAUACCUUAAAUAACACUUUGGUGCUGAGAGCUGGGAUUUCACAGUGCUCAUUGUUAGUGUACUGUAUAAACCUUUUAAAAGAAUGUUAAGGCUAUGGGGCAUUUAUUCAGUGCGAUCUGAGGUUUAAUUUGGCUCCAGAUUUGUCUUACAAAGAGCUUGUCUUACAAAAAAGCUAGGACUAAUAGACUAGAAUUCCCACGGAAAGCUGCUGAAUUAGCCCUUCCCUGUGCUGCUGGAAAUCCUUUCAUUGCAGCUUUGUUAUGGAAUGCAAAUCUGAAAUGGACAUUUGUAUUUCUCUCAGUUUGGACAAGCAGGCCAGGUCUAUAUUACAAAUGUUUACCCUCAUAGCAGUGCCUGUUAAGGCUGUGGACUUUUUGUGACAUUUCCAUGCCUGCAAAUGCCUUAGUAUAGACAGUUGUAUUGGCAUAAGUGCUUUUGCUGUUAUAGCUUAUUUCAGUCACUGACCCUGUACAGCUAUAUCAGCAAAGUGCAGACUAGGCUUCAGUCACUCUAGCUGAGCUUCUAACAGAGAACAGUAACUUACCAGUAGCCUUUUAAAAUCUUAAAUGGUGGUUAAUAGACAAGAAAUUUUAAAAAGGAUUACCCUGACAGCACACCAUGGACCCAUCCUUUUGUGCCUAGAUGCUUGUGGACAGGAGCCACACUCAAUCAUGAUUUUGGUUGUAACAAAUGUCAGUGCCCAGUGACAUCAGUAUAGAUUACUUAGUAGAUCAAAUAGAGUAACUUGCAGAGGAAACAGCAUGGUGGCAUGCAUUAAAAUGUGGCCAUCCUUGGGGGGGUGCCACAGUGUUUUGAAAGAUUCUGUAAAUUGAUGCACACUCACCAGACUAAGAUUAGCAAUUCAGAAGUCAUUCCAUAGUAAAUACUGAUUUCUUUAAGAGUUCGGUUUGUGUAGCUUUGGGCAGCUGUUCUUUGAACUCUUCAGAAACAAUCUGCAGUGUAAUUAAAGCCACUGUCCUAACCCUGACAUGUACAUGGGAGCCAUUGCUGAAGUUUGAAUUUUUUCUGUUUUAUUUCUUACAUCAAGUGGCGGAAGGAGAAGAGUGGUUACUGCAAGUAAAUUCCUCAUGUUGUACCCUUACUGUGUAUUGAAGCCUGCAGUCCUUCCUCUGGCAAAAAAAUGCACUAAAGUUCAAUGGGAAUUCUGCUGAAUUUAGGACCUCAGUUUUAAGCUCAGCAUGACUUUUUCCAGCAGUAUUUCUAUAUUAAAACUGCAUCUCUAAGCCAUUUCUCUGGCUUUGUAAUUUACCAGUUCCUUCAAAUUUUCCGUCUUUUGGUAUGUAAGCUUAUUUUUUCUAAUCUUAUUUUACAAAAUGGCAUAAAAAACCCACUUUAGAGGCAUUUGGAUUUGUAUCAGAUGGAAUCUUAAACUUUCUUCCACAAGCUUAAAACUUACAAUACAGUGGAAGGAUAUUAAGCUACAUUAUACUGCAAACCUGUCUUACUAAAACAGUAUUUUCAAAUAGAAGAACAAAUCCUCUUUCUAAUGUCCUCUGGCCCUACAAUGCACACUGGAUAUAUGAGAAUCGUGCUCUUGUUACUGAGCUGUUCUGGUCUGCUUCACUCCCUGAAGUUUGAACUGGAUCUUUCUAAGAUGUGAUAUUGGCUUCCUUGGAUUCCCCUUCCCACCCUCUUCUCUCUGUUCUCUGGGACUUUAGGCUAUAUACAUGAAGGGUAUUACUCCCACUACUCACAUCCCACUGAGCCUCUCUGGCCUGUAAACUGAAUAUUUUGAGAAAGUAAAUGGCUACUAGAUGACUCAUUGAAUACAGAUUUCACUCUGACAGGCCUUUUUCUUAUCUUACAAGCUUAACUUCUUGUGCUUUUUUUUUAUUUAAGCACUUAAAUUCCAUUCUCACUCAUGUGCAGAAGCAGGGACUCUGCCAAAAUGGAGUUGGAGCAAGUUAUUAGUGGUGAGUUAUAACUUCAAAACACAAGUUCCAAAAGGCAACACUGAACCUUUCUCUGAAGGCAAAGAUAAUGAAUUUAAGUGAAUAACCACUUCUCUGAUCAUUAGUGUGUGAAGAAAGAUUGUAGGUUUUGUUAAACUGAAAUUAUGUAGAAGAAUCAUAGAAUGUCAGGGUUGGAUAGUCCAGCCCCCUGCUCAAAGCAGGACCAAUCCCCAAUUUUUGCCCCAAUCCCUAAAUAGCCCCCUCAAGGAUUGAACUCACAACCCUGGGUUGAGCAGGCCAAUGCUUAAACCACUGAGGUAUCCCUCCCCCAAGUCCUUCAAACCCUCACUUACAAAGAGCCCCACUCAUUUCAAUGGGGCUAUGUGCAUGUGUAAGCUUACAGAACUGGGCCCUGUGGUUAUUAUAGGUAGAGCUGGUAACAGCACCUGUUAAGGUUACCCAGCACUUCCCAUUAUAAGACUGUUUUCAAUUGCGAUCCUUUGCCAAACAGUAAGCAUGUAGGCUAAAAUGUUUCAUGCUGGAUAUCUACCUCAGCUUGAAAUCUUUUUGGAACAUUUCACCAAGAUGGUUCAGCUGUUUUAGAGAAUGAAGUUAGGGGGAAAAAUACAUUUUUCACUGUUCAAAAUUCCAGUGACCUCUUUGAAAAAGUUAGAGCUCCCAUCCAGUGGAGCAAGGACUUUAAAUUGGGCAGAGGCUGGGCCUUUUGCCAUCCUUAUGAAAGUUUGUCCAAAGGUGGCCAAGUUAUAUAUACACCUUUCAAAAAUGGCAGUUAGCACAUGCUCAUACUUACAUUUUAGCUGCUAAAAAAAUCUAAAGAUUCUCUCCUUGCUUAGCAUGUUUGAGCCUCUCUCAGCCCCUAGUGUUGAUGACCAGGCUCUGCCUGGGCCAUCCUCCCAAAGCAUGCUCCCUCACACUACAUGGCAAAGGCAGAUAUUUCCUUGCAACGGAUGCUCCUGCCUGUUCUAGGUUAGGCGCUGGAACUGGGGGAAUGUGUCUUUCCUGUAUUUUGUGACCCCCUCUGCUGGUACCCAGGCAACAUGCAGGAGGAAGCACUCAGCUGCAUUUGAAGUCAAUCAAUGAGAGCUGUGCUUUGAACAACUAAAGUGCUAAUAUAAUACAAAGUACUCUGACAGGUUAUAGGUGUCAAGUUAGGCCCCCACAAUUGGAACUGAGCAAAGAUUGAGAUUAAGUAUCCACUAUCUGUGAAACUGGGUUAAUAUCUAUUGUGCUCAGAGUUUUUGUGACUCACUUGUAUUCUAGCAAUAGGUGCCAUAGAAAAGCCCAUGAGGAAAUAAUUUUUUUUGUCCUCAGAGCCAGGUUUGAUAGUGUGCACUAAAUCAGACAUAGGGCCACACACUGUACAAGGGAGAUAAAAUACAAUAUUGAGUGCACUGAAUGAGGCAGAGGUCCUGUAGGGAAAAAAAAGUGAUAAUUAAACUAGCCAUGCAUACACACAAGAGGGUCAAAUUAAGGUCACAGGAACCUUAAUUGUAGUAUUUCUUAUCACAAGAGCUUGUCCUUGCAACUUUAGUAAUCUUAACAGAUUUUGUUUGCAUGUAAUCCACAUGUAUAAAUUCCACUGGUAAGUGACGUAGAUAAGCCUAAGAGGUAGUUGUGCAAGAGAGGUAGUAAAGUUGUUGGUUUUUUUGUACAGGACUGUCACAACAAAUUAGUUUCACAUCUACUAGCAUAAGGGCAAAGAAACAAGCAUAGUCAUAUUAAAAGCAGAAGUUUGAGAUUUAUUUUUUUUACAUCCUUCCACAUGACCCCACUGAAAGCACUACCAUAAUUUUUCAGCGGACACAUGAGCACACCAAGCAAGGUUUAGCUAGGGUCGUAGACUGUUCAGGUACUAGGACUGGGUAAUUUACUACAAUGGCUUUUCCACAUUUGAGUGAAUGUUAAAGAUUUUUAUAUGGGACGUUAAGUAGCUGCAAAACAGUUUUCCCAACACAAUUGGUAUGUUAGCUUCUGUGGAGUGUUAGAGACGAUUAUAGUCUUAACUUUGUCUAUCUCAUUUGGGACAAAGCUCAUGCUGACUCAAAGUACUAAAAAUAAUUGUGUUUUAAUGGCUAGAGAGGUGAAGCACUUUUAGUCAGUAAACUCAGUUUUUAAGCAAAUUCCAUAGCCUAUUCCCUGAACCACAGGUACAUGGACUUUGGGUAAGCCAUAGUUCAAAUAUUGAAUUGACACUAAUAUCUUAACAUUAUGCUACUGCUAUGAAGGCAUGAUGCACAGGCAGCUGUCAGGCACAUCCUUGAUACAGGUAUCAGACAAUGAAGUGAUCUUACAGUCUGUAGGCUGUCUAACUCAGCAACUACACCUGUUAGCAGGAAGACCCUCUCUUAAAUUUCACUCUGAUCUAACUAAGAUACUAACGUAUGGGGUUGCCUUAUUGCUCAUCAGUCUUAAACUAUGAUUUCCAUUCAGAGACUCAGAGCAAGUUUGAGAGGAAAAAAAAAAAAGGAAUUUCAGUAACUUUCCAUAGUUUUGUUACUACAUCUGUUUGUAU